This is a messenger RNA of Phlebotomus papatasi, 4950 nucleotides long. RefSeq lists its product as uncharacterized. The record is from RefSeq and is a predicted model, not a curated record. The coding region runs from base 1658 to 3826 and encodes 722 amino acids. Gene Ontology annotation, biological process: proteolysis. The transcript is spliced from 10 exons. Lineage: Eukaryota; Metazoa; Arthropoda; Insecta; Diptera; Psychodidae. Gene Ontology annotation, molecular function: serine-type endopeptidase activity.
UGAAUCAAACCAAGUAAAAAAAGAGUCAUUUCUUCUUACGUGUUUUGAGUAUGCUUUUUUGAUGUUAUAUUUCGUAUGUUGGGAAGCAAUGAAUUUUACUUUUCUUUCCACGAUAGCUCGUAUUUUUUUUCUUCUCUGACUACAACUCUCAUACACUUCUUCAAGUGUUCUCCCCACCCAAAAAAAAUCCAUUGGAUUUUGUUGAAGUUGCAGAAGAGAGAAAGAAGUUGGGAAAAAAGCAUAUACACAUAUUCCAAGACAUAAAAAAUAACUCCAUCGACUCUUUCGCUUUUCGCUGGCAAAAGACGAAGCGCCAGCACCAGACUUCUUUGAGCUUUUACUCAAGAAGGUCGCAUCAGUGAGAGAGAGUCGUGAGUUUUCAUUUAAAAUUGUACAAAUACCUAUUUGUAAAGUUAACUAUCUUUGCAAAUUUCUUUUUUUUUAUGUUGUUUUUAUUGUUAAUUUCAAAGUCUCCUCGCUUUUUUGGGGUGGUGUUUUAAUCCUAAUUCUAUUUUUUUUCUUUUUUUUUGUAUAGUUCUCGUUAGAAAGAAAAACUGUGAAACUCUCUCGGUUCAGUGAGAAGAAUUAUUCCUCUGUCGUUAUUUUUCUGUUCAUUUUUGGAAGAAAAAGAAAAUUCCCCUGGAAAAGUGAGGUGAUUGUGAAGAUAAGUGAAAAAGAAGAAAAUUGUGAUAAGUUUGUUAGAAAAGCAAAUAAUUGUGAUUAAAAAGUAUUUGAAAGAAAAAGGCAGCACAGAGUAAAUUCGACCAAAAGGACAAUAUCUCUGAUCUAGAUUUGGUUUUAAUUCAUCUGGAUUCCUCUCAUUACCAAUUUAUGGAUUUAAAUGGUCUUGAGCUAUAAAUCUAAAAUCACCCAGCCAAUUGACUUUGGAACGUCUCUCGUGAGAGGAACCUGAAAGUGCUUGGGCGCACAACUGUCGAAGCACCUAGCAAAAUACCCCAAGAGAUUGUCAGCGAAAGUGAGAAGACCUAGUUCAUCUUCGACAGACGUUGAUCUAUCAAUUGUUACGAAAUCUUGUGGAAAUCGCACCUCCCGCCCAAAAAAAAACAGCACAGCGGUCCACGUGAGUUCAGUGUUCAAAUGCUCCGGGAAUUUCCAAAUCAUCACGAGAUCGCUGGUUAAAAGUGAAAUUGUUCGCGGUGCUCAAAAAAAAAAAGAAAAAAAAAAACGAGCUUCAGAGCCCCUCACCUGAGGGAAAUACAUACAUAUAAUACAAGACAUAGCUCAACAGUUGAGCACCAGCAGCCAACAAAUUGGAUUAUUAAUAGUGUAAACAGCCAAGAAAAAAAGUGAAAUUCUCUCCAUCUGAUUUCGAAUGCAAAUGCCGAAAGAUUAAAAGUGAAAUUCAUGUGUUAUUAUUCCCAACGCGGAGUAUACAGCACAUCGACCAUUUUGGCGCGUUGUGUAGAAUUUAGCAAGUGUACUCCCCAUCGUGACACGUUAACCAGUGGAGCUUCCGUUUGAAAAUCAUUGCGACACCUGCGCAGGGAAUUAUGUCCAAAUUGAGGUGACUUGGCUGUAGUGUCUUAACCCCUUUUUUUUUACUUUUGGAACGCGAUUCCCUCCAUCAACACAAAAGACCUCAACGCUAAGUGACGAACCCGCGCGGGCCCAUCAAAAACCAUCUGUGAGAAGCGCAAUGUUCGGACCCAAUAAAUGGCGCCUCCUCACAAUUGUGGCGGGAAUUCUACUAGCCCAUGCCAUUGAUUCACCAGCACGACCCGCCCGGACAGAAUCUCACGUGGGACUCACCCUCCAUCGUGCUCAGGGCAAAAAUCCCCAACUAGUUCACAAUCUCCUCGCACCACAGCAAAUCUUCUCCAAUGUGGACAACAUACGCUUCAUGGAGGUACUACAGGGAGCUGUGGGUACCCCACAGGGUUCCUUUGGUUCCUUUCGCUUCCCCCCAACUGCCACACCCCAACGCCAGGAUAACGAAACCCCCGCAAAUACCACAGUUGCCACCUCCAGUGAAAUCCUCCAAUUGGAAUAUCAUCAUUCAAAGCCCCGUGUCGAUAAAUUCGACGAGGGCAAUGAAGAUGAACCUGAAGAGGAAACAACCACAGAAUCCUCCGCCAGACGCAGCGGAAUGCCAACUUACACUUCCGCUGGCCAACAUUACGAAAAUUUCUUCAUACCCCAGGGCUACAGGGAAGAUCAUUUGAGCUUUGCCGAAAGUAUUGGUGUCUACCAACGUCCCUUUAGUGAAGAUCACCUCUCACAUGACACCAGGUACACUCGUGGACUCGCAUUUCCCGAAGAUUUCCCCCAAACCUCUUCACCAGCCCCACAAACCUUCACCCACGAAGAAGUCACGAGAUUCGGUGACGCCACAGGUGGACCCAUCACGGGCCUCCUCCAGCCAUCUCAACCGAUGCCACACAUCGUCCAACCACCCCAACGACCCUACGGGGACUUUGGGGGCGUUGAUAAGCUCGGCAUUAGGGCAUUUGAUGCCUCAACCUCAGCUGCCGUUAGCUACGACAACUAUCGCCAUCCUCCUAGGCAGUUUUUCCCACCAAAAACUUACGUGGAAUACAGUGACUACCCAGGACCACCAAAACCCAAACAUUUAGCCCAACCACCACAGUUUUGGCGCAGUCGAACGCCAAGAGUCGUCUUUCCACAAAGUGACGGAAUCACUUUCCCUUCGGGCGGCGCCUCAUCGACAUCAAAUUACGCAAAUGAUAACAUUGUCUUCCGUGAUCAAAAUUUUGGACUUAAUGAACUAGCGGCCAUUCAGGAUGUUCGCAAUGAAUUCAAUCUACAAGAUAUUGCUGAUGAUCCCAGCGUCAACGUCGAUCGAGUCGGUGAGGGCGUCACGUCAGACAUACAUUGUCAACACGAAGGGGGCACAUGUGAAUUUUUCUUGCUGUGCUGGAUGUCGGGCGGGCUCCUGCAUGGUGCCUGUGGGGGCCUCUUGCGUGGCUGCUGUCACAGGACAGCCAAAUCAGCCAAUCUUGGCACUGCCGGCGACCUCAGCAAUACCGUCGAUCUGACGGAUCUUCCAAACAAAGAUUAUGGACCUGUUAUCAACGACCCCAGAUGUGGAAUUUCCAUUGCGAAACAAACAGCUCAACGGAGAAUUGUUGGCGGAGAUGAUGCUGGAUUUGGAUCUUUUCCAUGGCAAGCCUACAUUCGAAUUGGCUCCUCAAGAUGCGGUGGCUCAUUAAUAUCACGCCGACACGUGGUCACUGCUGGCCACUGUGUCGCCAGAGCCAGCCCUCGCCAAGUGCAUGUUACUCUUGGGGAUUAUGUGAUCAAUUCGGCCGUGGAGCCCCUUCCGGCCUACACCUUUGGCGUCCGUCGCAUCGAUGUCCAUCCCUAUUUCAAAUUCACUCCACAGGCCGAUCGCUAUGAUGUCUCAGUGCUCACCCUCGAACGGCCCGUGCAUUAUAUGCCACACAUUGCUCCGAUAUGCCUGCCGGAGAAGAAUGAGGAUUUCCUGGGGAAAUUUGGCUGGGCAGCCGGAUGGGGAGCACUGAAUCCAGGAUCUCGAUUAAGGCCAAAGACACUACAAGCUGUUGAUGUUCCUGUUAUAGACAAUAGGGUCUGUGAACGAUGGCAUCGAAGCAAUGGCAUCAAUGUCGUGAUUUAUCCCGAAAUGUUAUGCGCUGGCUACCGAGGAGGAGGAAAAGAUUCAUGUCAAGGUGACAGUGGAGGACCUCUAAUGCACGAAAAGAAUGGACGAUGGUAUCUUAUAGGAAUUGUCUCAGCUGGGUACUCUUGUGCAAAUCGUGGCCAACCAGGAAUUUACCAUCGAGUUGCCUACACCGUCGAUUGGAUCUCCUACGUGAGCAACUUAUAAGGACUUCUUUUAAUAAUUUUAUUGAGUCAUUCGGAAAGAGAAAGAGACUUAAAAAGAAAAGACACCGAAGCACUAAAUAAUGAUUUUUGUUGCACUUUUGGGGACUCUUUCUGCAAUCAACUUUUACUUUGCAGAGGAUUUUAUUAAAAAAAACAAUGUUUUUCUUGUUUUUUUCGGGGAACUUUUAUCACACAUUAUCCUCUUAAUGACUUACAAAACCACAAACUAAACAGAAAAAAAAUUGAUAAAAAGAAAGUUUUUUGGGGAUUACAAAAAAACCAAUUAAGAUAAACCUUUCGUGUUGUGAUAGAACAAAGAAAAAAAGGUUAAAACUUAAUCUUGAACUUAAUAUUUUGCUGAAAGGAACUAGAUUAUCCCUUGAGAAGUAUUAUUUCAUGGAUAGCGUGUUGUAGUAAAAUGGCAAAGGAUCAUUUAAAAGAGGAAUUCUUUUGACAAAAAAAAUAGAAAUACGAUAUAAUCAAUUCUUAACUAUGUGAUAUAAUCAAAUGAGAAAAGGGAGAGAAUGAAGAGAUGGGAAAUUUAGGUGAAAAUUGAUGUUCCGGAGAUGAACAACGACCAUUCUGGGAUAUGUUUCUGUGAAACUGAACAAAUGGUUGUGUAUAUAAUUUAUUAAUGUUAAUUAUCAUGUUUGUAAAUAAUUUUUAAAGAAAAAAAAACUCUCUAACUUAUAAGAUGAUCAAUCAAAAAGCAAUGUAAAAAAAACACAAGAUUGUAUAAACACCCGGAAUUACGGCACAAAUUGAGAAGAUUAUCGAUGAAAAUUUCACCAAAAAAAAGAACCUCCAUUUUCAAUAUUGUUACCAAUUUCACCCUUUUUGCAGUGAAAUGAAACAUGUUUAUAAAAUGGAUUUCCAUCGAACCUAUUCCGAAGAAUAAGUAUUGAUUGUUUCCUUCCUCUUCUCAAACAAUUCAACAAAUUUGUGUUUUCCAUAAAUUACAUUUAAGAAAGAGAGAUAAUCAAGCAAUUAAACCAAUUGAAAAGCAAUCAAAUUGUGAGGAAAAGAACAACAAAAAUAGCAAUAUUAUUGAGGAAGAGAAAAUUGUGUAAAAUAUUUUGUACAUAAACCUCCUUAAUUGAUAUAAAAAUAAUUACAGUCCAGUCA